Lineus longissimus is the source of this 773-nucleotide messenger RNA. RefSeq lists its product as uncharacterized. The coding region runs from base 36 to 773 and encodes 245 amino acids. Gene Ontology annotation, cellular component: synaptonemal complex. The transcript is spliced from 7 exons. Gene Ontology annotation, biological process: synaptonemal complex assembly. Lineage: Eukaryota; Metazoa; Nemertea; Pilidiophora; Heteronemertea; Lineidae. The record is from RefSeq and is a predicted model, not a curated record.
CAUUCCAUUAGGAGCAUUCCCAUCUUAUAGAUGUCAUGGCCUUCAGGGUGGAUGUUCUCUUCAACAGCUUGAACGAUUUCCAGGGAGAGAAAGCCAGUCUUGAACAACAGCUCAAUGAAGUCAGAAAUAAGAGGCGUGGCCUUGAAGUAACUCUUGAACAAUGCAAAGUGAAAGCUCACCAGACCCAGGAGACAAACCAAGCAAUGCAAGAAGCCUCAAAAGUAGCCCAACACAAGAUUGCGCAGAUGCUCAUGCAGGCUAAAAGCCUUGAAGAUGCCAAUGAAAGGGGAAGAACAAAGUUAACGAACCUGAGCACAAAGAUUGAAGACAAUGUGAAAUGCAAGCAAGAGGAUGUACUCAAAUUUGAACAGGAGCUUGAAGACUUGGCCAACAAUCUCACGGCAGCCAAGGAUACAUAUACUGAUGAAGUGAUAGCAGGAGAAAUGCAGAACACUGAAGACGCCAAGAUUGGGUCAUGUGAGGCUGUCAGUCUCUCACAGAACGAGGUGGAGACCCUCACCAAGAUCCUUGACACACUCUCCAUGGAUGAUGACACCAAGUCAACAGAGCCUGUCGUGUCUGCAGAUAUGCAGAAGAUCACUUUGAAUAUGCUAUCUCAGGAGAGAAAGGCAGCACAUGAGGUGACGCCUCAAGUCCACCAGAAUCUAGAACAGCUGCGACAAGAGCUCGAGGAUCUGGAACAGGCCUUGCCGGACACCAGCGAAGAACUCCAAGAGGAAGUCCAUCAAGAUCUCGUGGCAACAGAAAUGUGA